Seminavis robusta is the source of this 3963-nucleotide messenger RNA. The record is from the annotation of a GenBank genome assembly. NCBI's taxonomy places the organism in Eukaryota, Bacillariophyta, Bacillariophyceae, Naviculales, Naviculaceae.
UGUUUGUUGCUUUGCUGGCUUGUAAGCACCACGUCCCUGAGAAAGCGCAAAGAGAGAACCAACCAGAAGUUGAAGGACUUUCAAAACUGCCGCGCUAAACAAAGGAAGCAACCAAAACUCCCAAAGGAAGGCUCCACCUCACCAUAAAAACCAUUCUUUCAAGAUGCGGCAAGAGAAGACAGCCACAAAACCAGAUAAGUCAAGGUUGACAACGCCCCUGUCAACAGCACAAUCACCUCGGACUGAACCACAACAAGAGAAGAAAAGCGGAAAUCGGAGGGCCACCAUGGACCCUUGUCGAAUCCGAUCGUACCUACAAGUCGCCUGCGCUGGUCUUGGUUUUGAGAUUGGUGAAAUCUGGUGGACGGCCAACGAGCAUGGCUCUUCAACACUCGCUGCGAUUGAGGAACGACCUACCGAGUCUGUAACCGACCACAAUGGCGCGAUCGUCCCGGCAAACAAGAGCGAGAAGAAGCUUCGCUUUGUCCAGCUCUACACGUCCAAGUCUUACGCGAACCGUCGCUCCAUGCUUGUUACUCCUCCGGAUGACGACGAAGACGAAGAUCACGUUCACUGUCCCCAUGACCACAACCACGACCAUGAAUGCACUGCUGCCGAUUUGGAAAAGCACAAGCUCUCGCCUCGCUUGGUCGACGCCAUCUCUCAGACCGCGCAAGUUGUAUGGGCCAACACACUCAAGCAGGAAGGUCUGACCGGACGCUCUGACAUCCCUCUUCACACCGCCGUCGGAAUGCCAGUGGCUCUCGAUGCCGACGGAAAUAUGUGCGUUGUGGUGAUGUUCUCUCCCAACAAUAUACCGAACACCGACGAAGCGAUGGAGUAUCUUCAGCUCAUCAGUCGCAGUGCUACUUCUUCCAACAUCCCCUGCUUGAUGCCCGCCUUUGAACGCACGGACAACAUCCAGCACGUCCCUACUUCAGGAUCCAAGAGCGCCAUCCGAGGGCACAUCAUGCCGCAAGAAACGUCCUCGUUUGGGGAAGGAGUCACUGCAAAGUUCGUCUCUAUCGAGGAUGCUGAUUCGAACGGGGCCAGCAAGAGCCACGACUUAGCCAGUGCUCCCAAAGACUGCUUUGGAAUUCCCAUGUUGCCUACUUUCGCUGAACUUGGAGACAACACCACACACACCGUUCCUCCUGGAAACCACAUUCAGAAUGGAAGAGCGUCGCCAGCUUUUGAAGAGGUUUUCGACGAGGCUUCUUACGGUGUUUGGCAUACCAUCAUGCAGGAUCGCCCUCCAAUUGCUUCUUCUCCGUCUCCGUCGCACUAUCACGUGGAAGAAGACCCCGUUGAUAUCCCGGUAGAGAAUGGCCUUCCCGUUGGUCUUAACGAAGGCGUACCGAACCCAGCCGAGGACUACAACAUUGAUCCGAAGUCCCUCGUGACGACCAACAAACGAACCAUGGAUCCAAAACGCAAGGAGCGAUUGGACGAGUUUUGUUCCGCUUUCUUGGGCAUGUCUGUUUUUGAUAUUGCUGAUGUUUGGAUCCCCGCUGGACCCGAACGCCCGGACUGCCUAAGCCAUGUCACUUCCAUCACCUCUUCCAAUCAAAGCAACGCCCUGAUGGAUUUCAAACGAGUGUCGGGAUACACGCUCGUCAAAUUCUGGUCCGGGGCUGUAGGCCGUGCCUACUCAUCGGGGAACCCUGUUUGGAGUUGCAAUCCGGACGUGUACAUUGACAAGGGACGAUCCCAGGUUUUCGAAAAGGCUAAUAUCAUGACGGCCUUUGCCGUCCCUAUCCAGUCCGGAAAGAGAGCCACCCCCGUCGGCGUUGUCUGCUUUUACUCCAUGAUCCAGACGGGCUCAGUUCCGUUUGUUCUGCGAUUCGUCCAGCAAGCGCUUCAUUUGCUGUGGUCGGGAUUGGAAAAGGUAGAACCGCACAAGAGCGUUGGCCAAGAAAUGUGGCAAGACGUGGGACCUGCCGAUCUUGGAGAAAUGGCCGCCGACGUCGAAAUGCAGCACCAUUUCAUGAGUAAGAAGCGCCCUCAUCAUACCAUCUCUAGCCAACCGGCACCAGAAUACGUUGCCCCCGAUCCAACCACAGCACCACUGUCUGCGCAGUUCAAGGUCAUCGAUUUUCACAGAGACGACCCAGCCGCUGCCCCAGCCCAGACAAACUUUCAUUUUUCAACGGUGGCGAAUCACAAUCCUCCAUCGUCGCCCUUUUUUACUACUAUCGAAGAAGAGAAGCGAGAAGAGAUCCCAGAGUUGAUCAAUUUUCAUAGGUUUCAACAAGAACAACCGCCUGAGAGACGAGUCUCGGUUCAAGCCAUGCAGGCAUUUCAGAAUCACAUCAAGGAUGCAGUUCGUCAAGUGGGUGCGGCGUUGCCAUUCACUCACAGCCACAUCGCGACGACCGCUGAUGGGAGCAAGCGAGCGCACGUGGCUCACCCCACGUCGACAGUCUCGAACCUUCAACCACAGACACAGCGAAAGCAGCGAAAACCAACCCCGGCACCUUUGGCCAUGCCACUCGCUUUGCCAACUCAUGUUGUCAAAGUAGACCACCAUGUUCAUCGCCGCACCAGCAACGAUCAUGCUCCCCCCAUCCAUAUGCAGAAUGCUUCUCCGCAGAAUACCAGGAAUCUGGUUUUGACGCCUGCUCCUUCUCCUACCUACGUGCCGCCACCAUCCCCAGCUCCGGCGCCACAGUUUACGCAGCACAAUCCAGUGCACACUCUCCCUGCCCCUAGCCCCCCUGCGCCGGCUCCGUCCAGACUGUCUCAGAACCUUUUGAGUCAAGGAAUGCUGCAGAACAUUGCAAACCAGCAGUAUCAGUUUGCCUCUGCGAGCACCGCCCAGCCUCCAGCAAGCACACCGCAGUAUGCUGCUCCCGUCGCGCCAACUCCAGCCGGCAUGACCUCGGCCGUUCAUUGCACUGCCUCCGCUCCAUAUGUCCCCCAGCAGCAACCACCGCAGCAAACGUAUUGUAUGCCUGCGUCUUCGAAUUACCCAAUGCCGGAUGCUGCACGUUCGACGCCUCCCAUGGCCACCACAUCUACCGCUCCAAGUGCUGCUUGCAAGGGCAAAGUGUGCCGAAUCCAGGGUUGCGGGGAAGGUGCCGUGGCUCGUCGUCCCUACUGUGCUCGCCACAGUGGGAAUCGACUUUGUGAACACGAGGGAUGCACCAAAUGCGCUCAAGGUUCUACGAGAUUCUGCAUUGCCCAUGGAGGAGGCCGCCGUUGCACCUUCGCUGGCUGCGAUAAGGGAGCAAGAGACAAGUUCUUUUGUGCUGCGCAUGGUGGGGGCAAGCGAUGCAAAUUUGAUGGCUGCAACAAGUCGGCUGUUGGUGGAUCGAGUUUGUGUACGGCUCAUGGUGGCGGUCGUCGUUGCGCUGUCGACGGUUGCGACAAGUCGGCUCAGUCUUCCACUAAGUUUUGUGUCAAGCAUGGGGGAGGCAAGAAAUGCUGCUUUGAAGGAUGCGAAAAGGUCGCGCGUGGACGUACACAGUAUUGUGCAGCGCAUGGUGGCGGUGUGCGAUGCAAGUUGGACGGCUGCAACCGUGUGGCAAUUGGCAAGAUGCAGUUGUGUCGAGCUCAUGGCGGCGGCUCGAAGGGUCGUCCUAAGAAUGCUGCGGCGACAAUGUCGUUGGCGUCACAGCACUCGCUUUCUUUGUCUGCAAUGGAUGCAUACAUGCCAAGCAUGGAUGGCACCGGGAUUUAUCCUGGUAACGCUGUGCCUCUGCAAGCAUUUCCUCCCCCAUCCCCGCCAACGGCGACCAUUGGCAGAGCUGUAUGACACGAGUUCAUUGUUGGGUGUUGAUUCGUUGCUCUGGGUUCGUCAUUUCUUUGCGUUUCUCGCCGCAACGAGAACAGCGGUGGUGGCAUUCAAAUCUGGUAUAUAGUCUUUUCUACAUCGAUUUCAAUUACAAUCAGACCUCUCUCUAUCUCCCAUACAACCUAUUUUGUUCUACGUAAGAUCAAGUUAAAUUUCCUGGUACAAUC